UUGUGGCAUAACGCUCGCGGCGAGUAAAUGCGGGCGGUCGAAAUGUGCUCGCACACACGUUUGCUACUCUUCGUCAUCUUAAAUGUGGUGUUAGUAGAUAGUAAGUAUCAAAAUCGGCGGAGUACAAGAAAGUUUCCAGCUGGGUUUCGCUUUGGCACCGCGACAGCCGCUUAUCAAGUCGAAGGAGCCUGGAAUGAAGAUGGAAAAACUGAAAGUAUAUGGGAUUACCUGACACAUACGAACCCCAGCGCGAUCCGAGAUGGUUCGAACGGUGACACUGCCGCUAAUUCCUACCACUUGUAUAAGAGAGACGUGGAGAUGAUGCGAGAGUUAGGCUUGGAUUAUUACAGAUUUUCUUUAUCUUGGCCUCGCAUCCUACCCACGGCAUUCCCAGACAAGAUUAACGAAGCUGGAGUGGAGUACUAUAAUAACUUGAUAGACGAAAUGCUUAAAUAUAAUAUAGAACCCGUGGUCACGAUCUAUCAUUGGGAUCUGCCGCAGAAACUGCAGAAGAUGGGUGGCUGGUCGAAUCCGUAUAUAAUCGACUGGUAUUCAGAUUUUGCUCGCGUCUGUUUUAAAUUAUUCGGACAUAAGGUUAAAAAAUGGAUCACGAUAAACGAACCGGCACAAAUUUGUGACUUCGGUUAUGGCAGGGAUUUACUAGCUCCUAUGCUUCAAAUACCAGGAGUUGCCGACUAUAUAUGUGCCAGGAAUUUGCUGCUGGCUCACGCGAAAGCAUAUCACAUAUACGAUAAAGAGUUUAGACCAAAACAGAACGGUGCUAUAUUCAUUUCAUUGAGUGCUCAAUUUUAUUCAUACGAAUUUGAAAAAUACAAAGAAGCCGCUUUAGAAGCAAAUGACUUUAAUUGGGCCAUAUAUUCGUAUCCUAUAUUUUCUAAAACUGGCGACUUUCCACCUUCUAUGAAAAAAAGAGUGGCGCGGAAGAGUGCUGAACAAGGCUUCUUCAGAUCCAGGCUUCCGGAAUUGAACCCUGAAGAAAUCGCUUUCAUCAAAGGCACUUCAGAUUAUUUUGGUCUCAAUCAUUAUUUCUCGUACUACGUGUACAGAAAUGAUUCGGUGAAUGGUAUGUUUGAAUCACCCUCCACUGACGACGAUCUUGGAGUUGCCACUUACUUCGGAGAUCGGUGGCAAAUCGGAGAGUCUAAUGCUACCAUGUUCGUGCCGAAGGGUUUCUAUUAUCUUUUGACGAAGAUAAGAAAUGAUUACAACAAUCCUCCGGUGUUUGUGACCGAGAACGGCUUUGCGACACGCGGCGGGUUGCGGGACGACGACCGCGUCACUUACUACCGCUACUACAUCUCCGCCAUGCUGGAUGCCAUCGCCGAGGGCUCUGACAUACGCGCCUACACCGCUUGGAGCAUGAUGGAUAACUUUGAAUGGACGGCUGGUUACACAGAGCGUUUUGGUCUGUACGAGGUGGACUUCUCGAGUCCGAAUCGAACGCGCACGCCACGGAAAUCCGCCUUCAUCUACAAACAAAUUGUACGCACGCGCGAACUCGACUGGUACUAUGAACCUGAAAGUUACGUCAUGACUAUAGAUAAGGGACAUUAACAGGUAUACUGCAAAAUUCUUAAGAAUG
This is a messenger RNA of Papilio machaon (common yellow swallowtail), 1603 nucleotides long. RefSeq names its product myrosinase 1-like. NCBI's taxonomy places the organism in Eukaryota, Metazoa, Arthropoda, Insecta, Lepidoptera, Papilionidae. The record is from RefSeq and is a predicted model, not a curated record. Gene Ontology annotation, biological process: carbohydrate metabolic process. Gene Ontology annotation, molecular function: beta-glucosidase activity. Bases 28 to 1575 code for a protein of 515 amino acids. The transcript is spliced from 6 exons.